AACUCUCUUUCUUUGCCCCUUUGUUGUGAAGAUGUGGCGUUAUCGUCUGCCAGACUACGAGCAGAGACUCCUAGGAGAGCUGCAGAGACAGCAGCAUCGUGGCCUCUUCUGUGACACCAUGUUGCAGACAGACGGAGUCACAGUCCCAGCCCAUGGUUGCAUCCUGGCAGCCCUCAGACCCCGUCGGUCUCAGCCCCUGUCUGCUUCACCAUUCCCACAGGUUGUCCAUCUCCCGACAGUCAGGGCCCAGACCCUGCUCAAGCUCGUGAGCCUCCUUUACUCAGGACAUCUGGAAGGAGAGGGAGAGAGGGAGCUGGAUGAGGUGAUGGCUGCGGCCGGCCAUCUAGGUUUAGGCCGCCUAGUGGAGGGGUUGAAGGAAAGGGGGACAGAAGGACAGGAGUGGCAAAGGCAGUUCAGAGAAGCAGCUAUGCAGACGGAGGUUGGAGAGAGAGGGGUGCGAGAAGUCGAGGUGCAGACGAUGGAGAGAGUUACGGAUGGAAACGCUCUGGUGGAAGAGAGGAGUGGUGUGGACACAGGGACUCAGACUGUCAACUCUGACACUCUAACCCUUGCGGAGCUUCCUACCCCCUUUCAUAAGACCCCAUCUUCAAACUCAUUCUGUGAUGAUGGGCCCCCUGUUUUGAGUCCCCAGAACAUCUUUCUGCCUCAACACCUGGUCCCUUGCCCUUCCAUACCUGCCGACCAAUCAACUGUUGCCUUCAGAAGUCCCACGCCCUCAGGAAACCCUGGUCUAUACUUCGAACCAGGGGCCUAUUCUACCUUUGACGUCUCAAAGCCCACCUCCUCGUCAAAGCUCCCAGUUAACCCAAACGAUGACGCAGCCCCCCCUGUGGCCCAGGGAGACGGGGCUCACCCAGCUAAGGAACACAUCACAAAUGAGUUGUAUCCAAGGAGGAAGAUGGAGAAAAAGGGAGUCACAGAAACACUGGACCCCAGCCUUACCAUCACAGGAGGAAUAGAAGAAAAUGAAAUGAGCGAGUCUGAAAGAGAAGGGGUGGUGUAUGACAAUGAGGUUGCUGAGGAAGAAAGGAGGAAGAGUCGGAGGGGGAGGAAGAGCCUGUCCAGAGUUUUGCAGAUGGAGGCCACGGAGACCAGGAUCUCCAUUAAGGUGAAGCUUAGGAGGAAGACCAGAGGACAGGUGUGGCAAGUUGUAAGCCUCCAGGAGAAGAUAUGGUCCCCUCAACGACAGCAUCCAGCCCAUGUCCCAACACCAGCCCCACCUUACCAGGCCCACGACCCCAACGAUGACCCUGCUGACCCCCAGCUCACCAUGGCCCCAGUAGAGGAGUCAGACGAGCAGAUAGAGAAGUUACUAGAGGACAUCAUGAUGGGGCUGAACAUACUGCCCCCUAUUGUCAUGGAGAGGGACUACGAGCGCCAGUCUCCUCACCAGGACAGAGAGCCGGCAUGCGAGCACCUGAACAACAAUACGGGGCCCCACAGGAUGCAAGGCUCUGUUGGCGCCAUGCCCAGCGUAUGUUCCCAUGGCAACGGAACAGGCGGGGACGAGACAUCGACAGAAAUGGCCUUCCACUCAAUACCCUCCUCCAGUUUUGUCCCCACCCGGACCAACCCUGCACCCCCGGAUCCCCACCCUCAUGUCCAGCCCCAACCCCUCACUGUUUUCUGCCAUUGCGCCCAUCACCCCUCCACCCCCCACCAACACCCAAACACCAACCCUCACCAACCUCACUGCAACCAGAACCAGGCCAAAUGCAGAAAUAUGUCAGUCCAGCCUGCACCCACCAGGCCCAGUUGCCACCAGUGCCCAGCUUCCCAGGGCCAUGCAUCUUGGAGAGACACUGGGGAGGGAGAUGCAGGCCGCUGGCAAGGUGGUCCUCUACAGAAGGUGCUUUCACAGUCAGCCAGAGAGCAUGUUUUUAAUCUGUCUAUGGAAUGUCCAAGCGCUAAUGUUGAGGAGACCACGCCAAGACAAACUAGUACCAACCAGGACUGGGCACAACACAAUCCGGCCAGAGCUGGUUUGCACCCCCCGAUUGCUGUCCAUUCCAAAACUGCCUGUGGUCAUGACGAGCACCAUCAUCUGGCAUGCCAGGGGGCCACCCCCCGUAACGAACUAUGCUUCCCAGAGUUCAUUAUACCUACGUCCCAAGGCAGCGAGAACCAUUCCUGCCAAACCAUUGCCAUGCCCACCUGGGAGGAUCUACGUUUGCCAAGAUGUGUGUCUCCCAUUGACUCAGAACCCCCCUCCUCUCCAGUGAUCAACCACCAGUCCCCCUUUCACCACCCCACGCCACCUCAUGUCCACAGAGCUCCUCAGCCCUCCCUGAGAUGGCCACCGUGGCUCUCCCAGUUUCCAAGAGAACUACAGUACCCACUUGUAUGUAUGGUUCACCACUCUGAGAUUUGCCCAACCACACUACAAGAUCCAGAAUACCCCUGCAGGUCGAAGAAUUGCUUGUCACGUCUGUCAUGUUUGAGCCGCUCCAACCAUACCAGUACAGGAAACUGGUUUAGGAGCACAACACCAGGCAGCAAGAGGAAGGAAAGAAAUGUAAGGGAAAAGAAGAUAAGAAAUGCCAAAACUUCCAAAGGGGUCCAACUGAAGCCUGAGAAAUUGAAAGACGAGACAGGAAAAAGUACAAGAAACGGGGUGCAUGAUGGUCCAAAUCCAAAGAGGGAACCACAAGAGUUAACAGAGCCUAUAUGUAAGAGGAUGAGAUUAGAAGAGAGUGAUGCCACCUUUCUGAGUGGUGAGGGGGGAAAAAACCUGAACAAAACAAAGAGCCAUAUAAACAUGAGUGUCUGUUCUAUCAGUCUGUCCAGCAACGACAUAGUAAAAGGAAACAACAUGGACACCAGACCUACAAAGACAUGUCCUGGAUAUGCAUCAGAUACAAUGAUGAACUCUAGGUCAUCAGAGAGGCUAAGAACACUUGUGAAGGACAUGGUCAAGACUCCCCGCAAGAACAUAAAAUAA
Molecule: messenger RNA, 2962 nt
Organism: Osmerus eperlanus (European smelt)
Lineage: Eukaryota; Metazoa; Chordata; Actinopteri; Osmeriformes; Osmeridae
Exons: 7
Coding region: 32-2962 (976 amino acids)
Biological process (GO): positive regulation of transcription elongation by RNA polymerase II
Molecular function (GO): protein binding
Source: RefSeq, a predicted model, not a curated record